This is a messenger RNA of Hyphopichia burtonii NRRL Y-1933, 1937 nucleotides long. RefSeq names its product dihydroxyacetone kinase (gene DAK2). NCBI's taxonomy places the organism in Eukaryota, Fungi, Ascomycota, Pichiomycetes, Serinales, Debaryomycetaceae. Gene Ontology annotation, molecular function: glycerone kinase activity; ATP binding. The record is from RefSeq and is a predicted model, not a curated record. Gene Ontology annotation, biological process: glycerol catabolic process. The transcript has a single exon. Gene Ontology annotation, cellular component: cytosol. The coding region runs from base 70 to 1866 and encodes 598 amino acids.
UUGCUACUUUAUUUUUCAAUUGAAUCUUGAAUAUAGCUACUCAAUUGACCGACUCGAUUAAAAGAUAUCAUGCCGUUAGCCAAACAUUGGAAUUUCAAUAAAGAUGAAGAUCUUGUUUUAUCAAAUUUAAAGGGAUUUGUGCAUUCUAAUCCAGAAGUUAAACUAAUCCCAUCAGAAAAAGUUAUUUUCAAUCCAAACUCAGAUACUUCUAAAAAAGUUUGUUUGAUCAGUGGUGGAGGUGCUGGUCAUGAACCACUUCACGGAGGAUUUGUUGGUGAUGGGUUAUUAGAUGCUGCAGUUAGUGGGACUAUUUUCGCUAGUCCAAGCACUAAGCAAAUUAUGGCUGCGAUUAAAACUAAAUCAAAUAAAGACAAAGGAACCUUGGUUAUCACCAAGAAUUACACUGGGGACGUCUUGCAUUUUGGUUUGGUUGUGGAAAGAGCUAAAAGUGAAGGUUAUAAUGUGGAUAUGAUUCCAGUUGCUGAUGAUGUCGCGGUUGGUAGAGAGCAAAAUAAAAUGGUUGGUAGAAGAGGUUUAGCAGGAACUGCAAUUGUUCAUAAAGUAUUGGGUGCAGCUUCGCAGACCACUGGUGGUGACUUGAAAUCCAUUGUUGGUUUGGGACAUGCCAUUAAUAAUAAUAUGGUCACCAUUGGUGCCUCAUUAGAUCGCACUUCGGUUCCUGGUAAAAAUGGUGAUGAAAUUGAAUUCACCGGAUCAAAUGAAGCAGAGUUGGGAUUGGGUAUUCACAAUGAGCCUGGUCAAAAAUUAAGUCCAAUUCCAAAUAUUGAUGCUUUAAUUGAUGACAUGUAUCAUAAAUUAUUAUCUCCCGAAGAUAAGGAUCGUCAUUACGUUGAAUUUGAUUUGAAAAAUGAUGAUUACGCUUUAUUAAUCAACAACAUUGGUGGUACUUCUUCUUUAGAACUUUACGCCAUUGCUGAACAUGUUGUCAACAAGUUACCUUUAUCUAAAAAACCAAGCCGUGUUUUAAUUAGUGAUUUUGUUACCUCUUUAAAUUCUCCAGGUUUUUCAAUCACUUUAUUAAACUUAUCUAACAUUUCCAAGUCUGAUGACACCUCUUUUGAUUCGAAAGAUAUCUUAUCAUUUUUAGAUGCUCCAACAAACGCUCCAGGUUGGAAACCAAAACAUUUUAAACCUGAAAGUUGGGAUAAAUCUGAACACACCCAAUACGUGGAUACUCCAAUGAAACAUGAAAAUCAAGUAACCUCUACAUUGAAAAUUGAUGGCUCUUCUUUUGCUUCUUCCCUCAAAAACUCCCUCGAAAAGCUCUUGAAAGAAGAACCUAAAAUUACCCAUUACGAUACCGUCGUUGGUGAUGGUGAUUGUGGGGAAACCUUGGCUGCCGGUGCUAAUGCUAUUUUGGACGCAUUGAAAAAUGAUUCGUCUUUCAAAUCAAACCUCUCUGAUCCAGUUGCUACUUUGAGCAAGAUCACCGAGAUUGUUGAAGACAACAUGGGUGGUACUUCAGGUGGUAUUUACUCAAUCUAUCUCACUGCCCUCGUGAAAAACUUACAAAAGGCUGAACAAGUUGAUACCAAAUCUAUCGCUCAAGCUUUGUAUGAUGCUUUAUACGACGGCUUAUUCAAAUACACCAAGGCUAGAGUUGGUGGUAGAACCCUCAUCGAUACUUUACAACCAUUCGUUGAUACUUUACAUAAUUCUGGUAACUUGAAGGAUUCCGUUUCCCAAGCUAAAAAGUCAUGCGAUGAAACAAGAAACUUACAAGCUAAAUUUGGUAGAGCCAGUUAUGUUAAUGAUGACGAAUUCAAAUCAGAAGAAGGUGGUAUUCCAGAUCCUGGUGCAGUUGGUUUAUUGGCCAUCAUUGAAGGAUUUGUGGAAUCCGUUUAACUCUUAUAACUGAAUAGCCCCCAAUACAUUUUACUCUCAAGUGUAUGCAAUUCUAAGAACAUUGUAACCUC